AUGUUUCAAAAAAAGAGCCAUGAUCUUGUCCUUGGCUGCAAUGCAACCACUGAUAUGAUUCACUACAAGCUGGGAGUCACCAUCUCCUUUACUAAUUACAUCCCAGCUAUCAGUGCAUCAUAUUCUGAUUCUCAUUCUUUGAAGAGGAAGGGACGUGGUCCUACAAGAGGUAAGGGCACUGAUGACAUUGUCAGUGCAGCUGGAAAAAUAUCGUUGGAGAUUUCUAAAAAACUGGGAAGAGCUAUUGGAAAUCAGCAAGCACGUUUGGCUAGUGAAUGUGGCUACGUCGUUCGAUCCUUUGCUCCACUUUGUUACAAAAGGUGGAUCGACAUACCCUAUGAAGAGAAAAAUAAAUUGUAUGAUCGAGUUUUGGCAAAAUUUAAGCUUGAUUUGACAGUUGAGCAUGUCCAUAAAUGUGUGAACGAUACUUUAGCGAGAAGAUAUCGUGAUUAUAGAUGUAGACUCAAAGAGAAAUAUUUCAAUGGAAAAACAUUAGAUGAUGCAAUGAAGAAUUGCCCAACUGACAUAAAGCAAGUUGAUUGGGACUGGUUGUGUCAAUAUUGGUCUACCCCUGAAUUUCAGGCAUUAUCUACACGUAAUUUAGCAAGCCACAACUGCAUUAAAUAUAAUCAUUGUGGUGGAUCAAAAUCAUUUGUUGCAUGUCUUCAAGGAAAGAGAUCAAUUACUAAAGACAACGCACAAGGAGAAAUAAAACUUUAUUAUGAGACUCAUUACAGUCAGAAGAAAGGGUGGGUAAAUGAUGAAGCACGAAUAAAAUAUGAGAAGAUGCUUCAAAUUAAAGAGCAACCAAUUCCAGAGGGAUCUGAGGCCCCUACUGAACUUGAGAUUAUGCAAGAAGUUUUAGGAAAAUCUAGAGGUUACAUUAGAGGACUUGGACAUGGUCCAAAACCUGCCUCAAGCCACUCUGCUCAUUUGACAUCGGUUGAUACUGAAUCAAUAGCCCUUCGAGAGCAAAUACAAAAGCAGGAGCAAGAAUUAUUGGAUAUGCGUGCCAAGAUUUCUCACUUUGAGGCGCUAAUGCAUCAGUUCGUAUCAAAUCAAGUCGGCAUGUCUCCACAACAAGCUGAACCAGCAACAAUGUUUAGCAUGCCACCGCCUACUGAUAAUAUAUGAACUAUGAUUUAUUUAAUUUAUUUAUUUGCUUUAAUUGUUGAGACAGUUAUUUUCUUUUAUGGA
Olea europaea var. sylvestris is the source of this 1197-nucleotide messenger RNA. RefSeq lists its product as uncharacterized. The transcript is spliced from 6 exons. Bases 1 to 1134 code for a protein of 377 amino acids. The record is from RefSeq and is a predicted model, not a curated record. NCBI's taxonomy places the organism in Eukaryota, Viridiplantae, Streptophyta, Magnoliopsida, Lamiales, Oleaceae.